Huiozyma naganishii CBS 8797 is the source of this 1134-nucleotide messenger RNA. RefSeq names its product Stp3p (gene STP3). Gene Ontology annotation, cellular component: chromosome. Gene Ontology annotation, biological process: regulation of transcription by RNA polymerase II. Bases 1 to 1134 code for a protein of 377 amino acids. Lineage: Eukaryota; Fungi; Ascomycota; Saccharomycetes; Saccharomycetales; Saccharomycetaceae. The record is from RefSeq and is a predicted model, not a curated record. The transcript has a single exon. Gene Ontology annotation, molecular function: chromatin insulator sequence binding.
AUGGGUGACAGGUCUCUAUCGCCGCAGAGUGUGUCCAGUGAGAACGUCGACACUGGGAGGAUGCUCAAAGCUAGUAGCAGCAACAACAGUGCCGUGUCACUGGACAAGUACCAUGAGCCGUCGACUUUGGAGAAGUUGCAACAGUUGACGGAACUCAAUAUUAGAAGACUUAAUGGGACGCCCGUCACCGCUGGGUCCAGUAUGGGCAAUGCAGCUAGUGUUGCCUCGAACAACUUCAGUCUCCCGCCGAUUUCAUCAUUCGAUAACCUCGUGAGAGCAGCAGAGAGACAGUAUAACGAUAACGGUACACUCGUCAUUGGGGAUGGGGCCCCACGGGGCAGAACGCAGCGUCCAGCGAGUGUCACAAAUAGUAGUAACAGCAGUCGUGGGAGUAACACGAGUGACGCGGCGGGGCGUGGUGGGGCUGCACUUGGUUCAUCGCCGUUGGAUUCAGAGGCGCAGAGCCCGAUAUCACCCGCAGGGUCUGGUACAGCCGUGCGGGACACAACUGCCACAACAACAACAACAACAGGCAGCAGCAGCAGUAGUAAAGUAACGAAACCAAGGAGGAAGAAACAGUGUCCGAUCUGUUUCAACUACUACGCGAACUUGUCCACGCACAAAUCAACACACCUCACACCGGAGGAUAGACCGCAUAGGUGCCCAGUGUGUCAGAGAGGGUUUGCUCGGAAUAACGACCUCAUAAGACACAAGAAGAGACACUGGAAGGAUGUGGACCAACCCAUUGGUGAUGACACUGACCCUGUUUCUGGGGAAAAGUUCCCGGAACAGGCCACUGAACACGACAAGUUGAUCGCACUCCACAGGAUCAAGGGCACAUUCAAGUGUCCCUUCAACUCAACACUCAUCCAGCUAGAUAUGGAGAUGUACCCGUUCAAGUCGCGUCCACUACUGUUUGAGACAUCAAACUGUCAUUCAACUGGGGUUUUCUCCAGAUGCGACACUUUCAAGAACCAUCUCAAGGCAUUGCACUUCGAAUACCCACCGGGGACAAAGAAGAAGGAGAGAACUGUCGUCCCUGGUAGGUGCAGGAACUGCGGAGUCAAGUUCCCGAACGUGGACACAUGGCUCACGGAACACGUCGGCAAACAGUGCGGGUACACGUACCACUGA